Molecule: messenger RNA, 4587 nt
Organism: Temnothorax curvispinosus
Lineage: Eukaryota; Metazoa; Arthropoda; Insecta; Hymenoptera; Formicidae
Product: zinc finger with UFM1-specific peptidase domain protein-like
Exons: 8
Coding region: 834-2945 (703 amino acids)
Biological process (GO): regulation of gene expression
Cellular component (GO): nucleus
Source: RefSeq, a predicted model, not a curated record
CCGCGACCAUGCAGCGGGUGGCGGGUACCCUUUGCUACCCCCUGCGCGCGAGGGGAAGCGAGUCGUGAAAAUCGUUCGGGCGGAACAGACCGACGGACGGAACUGCCUGCGGUGGCUGUCAUAUGGAGCCGAGCGACGGGGCGGCACGUUAGGGCGAUCGGUCGGUCCCGCUGCCGCGGGACGAGCGCGCGGGGGCCUACCACGAGGAAAAGCGUGAAUGAUCGAUCCGACAGUUCGGUGAGUGAAGCGAGCGUGUGAGCGGAGCGGAAGUAUCGCGCGGAAGAGCGCCCGCGAGGAAGGAAGGAAGGAAGGAAGGAUAAGUGUGCCCGGCGGCGUUUCGGCUUCCGAGUACGUGCGUACUCGCCGGUGCAAGGGACCCGGAAAUGGGUCAACCCAACCCAACGACGGCCGUUUUCUCGCACGAGUCACUCGGUGGCCUAGUUUCGCCGGGGGCGAGCAAAUAAAAAGAGUCGCGACGCCUCCCCCUCUCGUUCUUCAUCCGCCACCACCGUCGCCGCCGCCGUCGUGAGACGGCGGCGACGUUACAUGCGUCUCGUCCCUCGUUGCCCGUCGACGACGCCGCCGUUGAUCGCGAAGAGAAUCGGUCUUCCAUCUCGGCCGCGGGGGAACGAGUUAUGGACUGCCUCGGACUCGGACUUCCUGCUGGCCUUCGGCUAGUUCGGCUGGCGAGAGUCCAUCGAUUGACUCGCCGCCGCUCCGACGUCGCGAUACGGCAUUAGACGCGGGGCUGAUAGCCGUGCCGCUGGUGCGGGGGGUGAAGGGCUUGCCGGAGGAUCCGAAAGGAGGAAGCCGCUACCACGGACACCCUGAAAAUGGCGUCCAGCAAACCGCCGGAGAUGAACUACACGUGCGAGAUAUGCGGCCUGGAGGGCUUCAACGACGAGGAGAUGCGCUCGCACAUGGUGCAGUACCAUCUCCAGGGCGCCGCCAACUGCCCGUUCUGCGAUCUGGGCGAGAUCUCGCCCACGGAGAUGCUGGUCCACGUCAACAGCGCUCACUUGGAUUACCUGACUCCGAGCACCCCGGAGAAUGAUUUGAUGGCGUUUAUCGACGACGACUCGCUGAUGGACGAGCACAACAGACGGGACGAGUGCCGGGCACUCUCGCCGUCCAUGUCUCUGCGACCACCUCAUCUGCAGAAUGGCUGGGGCUGCAGCUCUCUGGGGCAGCGGGUCAAGCAGCAGCAGCAGCAACAGCAGCAGCAGCAGCAGCAGCAGUUGUCGUCGAGGAAGCCGGAUGUCCAAGUGGCGAAUCCCAACGUGAAUAACAAUAACAACAAUAACAACAGUAACAAUGCCAAUGCGGUACUGGAAGGUGCGGCGGGUCAAGGUUCACCGCUGCGUUCAGGCCUAAAUCUGCAACUGCGCUCGCACGCUUCCCCGAAACUUCCAGUGCAGGAGUGCCCGAUGUGCCCGUACAGUUCCGACAGUCCGCUGAGGCUGGAAGAGCAUAUCAAUCGCCAACACUUUGAUCUCACCUCACCGUCCUUCCCGCCGGACUCGCCGCCGUCGCGGGACGGAGUCUUCAACUGCCCCCUUUGCGUUACGUCGUUUCCGAAUUCUUCUGAUCUUGAGUUACAUGUCAAUAUCGAGCACAAAGAUAUACUUAGCCCCGCAAACGGAACCAGCUCGCAAUCCGAUACGGCUACCGUCGGUAGCGACUCUACGCCUGCCUGUCCGGUAUGUCUUAGUACAUUAUUUAAAAAUAAUGACGACCUAAUGGCACACAUCGAAGAUCACUUCAGCAAGAAGAGCACGCCGUCGCCAGUGACGCCGGACGUGUCAACCGAUCGUCUCCUAGCGAAGGAUAUGGAGAGGAGAGAAAAGGAAGUGAGAAAACUGCGCGAACAGCGCGAAUUCGAGAUGCUGAGAGCGCAGUACGGUAUGGAUAAUCAGGGUAACUUUAGAGAACAGAGUGUCACCAAUAUGCAGCGGGCUGUGUAUGCGGGCGAGAUGACGGUGGCCGAUUUUUUCGAGAGACAAAUCGAGCUAAGAGUCGCCGAGAGUAGCGGUAUCGACGACGGCAGUUCUUGUACACGCGGUAAGUACGAUUUACAAUGUCUUGUGUGCAAAAAGAGUCCAGUUCUACCCGAGAAUCUUCACAACAUUAUUUAUUCUCUUGCAGGGCUGGUCCCGAAAGUACGAGCCAUUAGUCAGGCUUGCAGUAACGUAGUGAAUACCUGGAUGUGUUCCACUGUGGACCAUUACGCAUCGACCUACGGCGAUAAGGGCUGGGGCUGCGGUUACAGAAACAUGCAGAUGCUAAUCUCAUCUCUCUUGCAGCACACAGGCUACAACGAUCUAGUUUACAAAGCGUGGAGCUCAGGGGCCGGUGGGAACAGCUCAACGGAGAAUCCCCUGCGCAGCUCUAUGCCAUCGAUCUCAAGAUUGCAGAAGAUGAUCGAAUGGGCAUGGGCGCAGGGCUUUGAUAUUCAGGGCGCGGAGCAGCUCGGCGGUAAACUCGUUAACACUAGGAAGUGGAUCGGCGCCACGGAGGUAUUCACGCUGCUGUCUAGUUUGAGGAUAAAGUGUCAGCUGGUGGACUUUCAUAGACCUACCAGCGCGGAUGGCGGCCAUCCCGAGUUGUUCAACUGGGUCCUGCAAUACUUUCAACGAUGUGAAGAAUUCAAGCCACCUCUUUAUCUUCAACAUCAAGGGCAUAGCAGAACGAUCAUGGGUGUGGAACAGCUAAGGGACGGCUCCAUAACCAUGCUGGUGCUGGAUCCGAGUCAUAGUCCGGCGCAAAUGACGCAUUUCAAUAGCACGAGUAGCGCGCCCGGCGCGAUGAGACUCGUGCGGAAGUCCACCGCGGCAAUGAAGGCCAGACAGUAUCAAGUUGUGGCUGUAACCGGUACCAUGGAUACAGAAGCGCAGUACCAGCAAAGUAAAGUAUUACGAUCAAUGCGAGUUCCUCAAGACAGGUGAGAGUUGCUGGUCCGAGAAAUAAUCAAGCCUCGGGCAAAGACUAUAGACUACUGCCUCAAACCAAUCUUAUCCGACAUCCUUGAAGUUACGUGACCGUGAUGUCCUAUGUUCUUCUAUCGCUAGCAGACUUACUCCAUUGUAGCAUAUUAUACAUAGUUGCAGAUCAUAUUAUUUAACAAUAUAUUCUUGCAUCUCUCUAGCCGUUAACGAUGGACUGACUUCUUGAAUCGUUGUGCCCGCGCGAAGCCUGUGACGCGGUGGACAAUUUUGCGGAGCUAAUAUUUAAAUAUCAAAAGAUGGCUCUUCGUCGCGUCGCGAUUGUCGUUUUAAACACGUACGUAAUUUUUUCCCGAACGGAGAAAGUUCUUAAUCUUAAAUUUGUCGUACUACGUGCGCGUAAAUUUCCGCGAAGAAAAUUAUCAGAUCGAAACAGGGACGAAAGGCCCCCGUGGGAAGAUAGCGUUAAAUCGACCGUCAUUUCUUGUCCAAAAUGUUCUGCUCAAUUUUCGUCGCACCGAACAGGCUGUGCUAAUCCUUAGUCGACCAAUCGUCUUGUACCGAUCGGUUGCACCAUUGAAAAAGCCGUGGCAGAGCUUGGAAAACGAGACUUUCGUAGCUGUGAUGCUGUUAUCAAUACGACGCUAAUCACUCACAUACGUCUAACUAACACACUCUUGGAAACGCUCCAGAAUCAACACGGUGUUCCCAGCACUUGUCUCGUUCUACAAUCCUACAAUCUGUGACAAAGAUUUCCAUCAAAGCGUUGUCGACUUUUAGUCAAUAUAAAAAGUGCCGAGAGCCGUACGGUGUAUACCUUACGACAAAUUUUAUAUAACAAUACGAAAGAUAUUCUUUGACGCAUUUUGAUUGCUAAAACGCUUCUAUGAAAGAAUCUGGAGUGUCUGCAAAAGUGACAAAAAAAAUCGCAUUUUCAUAUAUUAUAUAUAUUAUAUACUAUAUAUACAUACACACAUACACACAUAUAUAUUACACAUCUGCACACUCCGUUAUAUCGAAUUUCACUUGCCCACACAUAAAGUACAACUACUUUCAUAUUAAUUAAAAAUAUUCUAUUUAAUUAUCCAAACGACUUUAGGCUACUUAUGUCAUAGCUCGUAAGUCCAACGCAAUGCUGUGAACGAGAAGAUAGAUGAAAAAAAAGUCCAUUUACUUGUUAUUUAUAUUAUACACUCGACGAUUAUGUGAGUUAGUAAAAAUUCUUAUUAUUACUCUCUUAUCAUAUUUCAUAAAUUGUACUGAUAUAUUUAAGAUCUAUUUAUUAUAGUUAAAAAAAAUAUAUUUGCGAUCAUUCUACGAGGACGCGAUGCCUCGCGAGGACGUCGCGCCGUUGUUUUAUAGCUUCGGUAUUUAUGGUGCACCAGUCAAAUGUAAGUUUGUCUUUCAGCCCAGUGUAGGACCACGUUGCAAUAACAUUAUUUACAUUAUUGACUGGCUGUAAAAACUGUCAAAAAAAAAAAAACCGAUAAAUUACAACUAUAGUACUGAAGAUUUCGCCAUAUAUCGAUUUAAGAAUCUGUUCAUUAUUUGGAGUGUUCAGGGAAACCAAGCUGUGGAAUUGUUAUGCAAGAGUAAAACCUUUGCAUUAGCCACACAUCAAAUUAAAAUAUAUGCUUUGUUAGAA